UUGCACAUGCCACCUCGUGUCGUCUGCUUGUUAGCAAGGGGAAAAGUGGAGUGUUACUGUUAGAAAAACAAUUUUCACAAAAAUAAAAUACCCAGCCAAGAUGUCAUCUUGGACUGCGCUUCGUAGUUUGGCCCAGGCAGCAAGUGUUCAUGUCGGAAACCGGUGCAUGAUACAACAGCAACAGAGACUGAUUUGCAGUUUGACGCCCGUUGGCUCUUCGCUGCUUGUUUCUCGUGUUCCAUUGUUACAUCAGCAGAGAUUCGCGGCAAGAAAAGGAACAAGAGAACGUAAAGUUAAGCAGAAGGUCAAGGCCGAAAUUGCCAAGAAAGAAGAGUUUGUUCCCUACAAAGUAAAACUAGCUAAGCUGCAUGUGCCAGAAGGCCCAAGAAGAAUUGUGGAAAAGAACAAACCAGAAGUUGUUGAUGAUGUCUUUGUUACAAAACACUUCAUGACUAGAGCCAUCAGUCUGGCAGAUGCAGUGCAAUUCCAUCGUGAAACUAACCACCCCUCAGUUUACGACAGCCCUGAAGCACUGAUUACUAUGAAAGUAGAACUUAAUAUGCAACUGGAAAAAAAGAAUAGAUACUUGGACAAUUUCUCCAGAAUAUUGCUUUUACCCCAUAGUUUUGAAUAUCAACCAGUACGCAAGGUACUAGCAUUUUGCAAAACCCAAGAAACACAGGAGGAUGCAACCAAAGCCGGGGCCAAUGCCGUCGGUGGUCUUGAUCUCGUUAAACGAAUACAGUCUGGGGAAGUGCCUCUGGCCGAUUACGACUACUUUGUCGCCCACACCAACAUGAUGUCGGAAGUCCUUCCGUUGAGAGGCCUGUUAAAAAGAAAACUACCCAACGUUAAGAAUGGCUCCGUGGGAGUCGAUAUGCCAAAGAUGAUUCGACUUUUUUCGAAAGGCAUAGAAUUUGCCAGUACCAAGGAUGCCUACGAACUUGAUUACGGAUUGGUACAAGUCCCAUUUGGAAGGUUGACCAUGCCAAUGGAGGAGCUGGAGGCUAAUUUCUCCACCAUUCUGAAGGACAUCGAAUCUUGUCGAGCAAGAACUUCUGGAUCUUUUAUCACUCGCUGCUACGUGCUUUCUCCGCCAUCGCCCGAAUAUUUCGUUGUGAAGACAGAGGCUUACAUCAAGAAGAAAGCAGAGGACACUUCAUCUUCGUCCUCAUCUGAUGACGACAGCGACAACGAAAAAGCCGACGAAGAAGAAGAACAGAACACAUCUCGGGCCCGAGUUGCCAAGCAGUAAAUAGAAAGCCAAGAAACGACCGAAAGAGCGAAAAGAUACGCUUUACUUGAAAAAAAUACAACUUAGUCAUCCAGUUGAUAAUGAGGCUCCUUCUUUGUAUGAGCGUAUGUACGUAAAUCUUAAUGUUUGGUUUCGCCGUAACUCUAGUGGACUUCUUUAUUGAAUUGUCUUGACGCUUCCGGGUGGAGAGAGUGGCCUGCGGCUGUGAAAUGUGGCAACUGAGAAAACGAACUCUUAUGUGAAAGAGAGA
Daphnia carinata is the source of this 1505-nucleotide messenger RNA. RefSeq names its product large ribosomal subunit protein uL1m-like (gene mRpL1). The record is from RefSeq and is a predicted model, not a curated record. The transcript is spliced from 5 exons. Lineage: Eukaryota; Metazoa; Arthropoda; Branchiopoda; Diplostraca; Daphniidae. Bases 101 to 1255 code for a protein of 384 amino acids.